CCACACCCCAUCGCAUUCCCCAUCCACCGUCCUCCGCCCAGCACCACCAACGCGCGCCCCGGCGCCUAUUUCAAGCCACGUCCCAACAACUUGCCAAUUCGCACCGCGGGACCGGCGCCGUCUUGUUGCUCCGCUCCGGCCGUGACACGAGCGCACCAGCCACCGCCAGCCCCUCCCCCGUCGACUCGAGCCACAGGACAAGGCAUCCCAACCGCCGCCCAUCUCCUAUCGUCAUCUGCCGAUCCCUCCUCGGUUCCUCACAGUCACAGAGCCUCACGUCACGUGUACCUCCCCCAACCCAACCCAGCCCAACCCAGCCCAAAACCUAGCGGGCGAGGGGCCGGGGAACCGACCGCCGGACGCGGAGAUGGACCACGCGGCGGAGGCGCAGCGGACGGACCUGAUGACGAUCACGCGGCACGUGCUCAACGAGCAGAGCCGCCACCCGGAGUCCCGCGGCGACUUCACCAUCCUCCUCUCCCACAUCGUCCUCGGCUGCAAGUUCGUCGCCGCCGCGGUCAACAAGGCCGGCCUCGCCAAGCUCAUCGGCCUCGCCGGAGAGACCAACGUCCAGGGCGAGGAGCAAAAGAAGCUGGAUGUACUGUCCAACGAGGUCUUCGUGAAGGCGCUCGUCAGCAGCGGCCGCACCUGUGUCCUCGUGUCUGAAGAGAACGAGGAGGCCAUCUUCGUCGACCCGGCCCUCCGCGGGAAGUUCGUCAAUCCUUUGCUCCUCCAUCCCGACCUCGUAAAAGUUCCGCAACGCCGUACUGUCGCUUUCCCUGAUCGCGUGUUAGUUCUCUCUCUCUCUCUGUUCAGGUACUGCGUCUGUUUCGACCCGCUGGAUGGCUCCUCCAACAUCGACUGUGGUGUCUCAAUCGGAACGAUCUUUGGGAUUUACAUGGUCAAAGACAAGGACAACGUGACCUUGGAGGAUGUGCUGCAGCCUGGAACAAACAUGCUUGCUGCUGGCUACUGCAUGUACGGGAGUUCAUGCACGCUUGUGCUGAGCACUGGGAACGGAGUCAAUGGCUUCACUCUCGAUCCUUCCCUUGGAGAGUUCAUUUUGACUCAUCCAAAUAUCAAGAUACCAAGGAAAGGGAAGAUCUAUUCAGUCAACGAAGGGAACGCCAAAAACUGGGAUGGGCCUACAGCCAAAUUCGUGGAGAAAUGCAAGUAUCCUGAGGAUGGUUCACCGCCUAGAUCCUUGAGAUAUAUCGGAAGUAUGGUUGCUGAUGUCCAUCGCACCUUACUAUACGGGGGCAUAUUUUUGUACCCAGCAGACCAGAAGAGUCCAAACGGGAAACUACGCGUUCUGUAUGAAGUCUUCCCGAUGUCAUUCCUGAUGGAACAAGCUGGAGGCCAGGCUUUCACAGGCAAACAACGGGUGUGUUUCAGUUUCCCUUUCUCAGACCCCAAUCCCCAACUGAAAAAUCUUGAUGCUAGAGCUAUCACAUUUGCCUGAGAUAUCAGGGGGAAUUUCAACACUUUUACAGGCGCUUGAACUUGCUCCCGCUAAACUUCACGACAGAUCCCCAGUGUUCCUCGGGAGCUACGAUGACGUUGAGGAGAUCAAAGCACUGUACGCUUCAAUGUCAAACAGCGGUUGACCUUUCUGCCUGAGGAAACGAGCGAGAUCAAAAGCACCGUACGCUUCAGAGUCAACUGCUUGAUCUUUAUAGAUUGUAAUAAAAUAAUAAAAGAGUUUGUAAAAAAAAACAACAACACUGCUUGAUCUUUCUGCAUGAGGAUAAAAAGCGCAUAGUUUCCCCGGUUGGAUAUAUCCAUCAGAUAUUUAUUAUGUUGUUGCCUUCUACACAAAUUUAACGUGCUUUCGUGAUUCCUUAA
Molecule: messenger RNA, 1845 nt
Organism: Zea mays
Lineage: Eukaryota; Viridiplantae; Streptophyta; Magnoliopsida; Poales; Poaceae
Product: fructose-1,6-bisphosphatase, cytosolic
Exons: 10
Coding region: 368-1462 (364 amino acids)
Biological process (GO): fructose 1,6-bisphosphate metabolic process; sucrose biosynthetic process; fructose metabolic process
Cellular component (GO): cytoplasm; cytosol
Molecular function (GO): fructose 1,6-bisphosphate 1-phosphatase activity
Source: RefSeq, a predicted model, not a curated record